AUGCUCGACGUGGUUCGUCCUUUGCCUUACAAGGGUGUCGUUGUGGAGCUGAAAAACAACAUCAUCAAACAUUCUAUUGACGGUAUCCAAAUUCCCCUCAACACAUACAAGUCUAUAGUGUGUUGUGGCGCCACGGCCGAGUAUCAAUGUGGCCGACUCACAAAAGAGAAAUAUUACACCCGACUGGAGUCGGAUUUUGAGCACUCUCGAAAGGAAAUUGAGACGUUGUUCGGAAAUAUAGAGAAGUCACUUCACGUGAACGAAACUGUCCUGAAUUCUCUACAGAAAAUCAAGGAUCGCUUCCGGGGUCAAUUGAAAAUAUACGCAGUGGCCAACCUUUCCCAAGAGGACUACGUAACAGUGCGCUGUCUUCCAAUCGAUUGGACCCUUUUUGAUGAGGUGUUUGUUUCGGGAAAUGUUGGCAUGCGAAAACCAGAGCUUCGAUUCUACAAGCACAUACUGAAUAGUACUGGUUUGCUGCCUGAGGAGCUGAUUUAUGUUGACGACGAUACGGAUAAUAUCCUAGCGGCCAUUUCUCUGGGCAUUGAAGGUAUUCUUACCCCGACUGCCCCAAUUGGCCGCACAAUCGUCAAUCUGGUAGAUGUGGAUGCCGUAAGUCGAGGCAUGCAGUUCCUGCGAGACAAUGCCAAAAACUUUCCAUCUUUGACGCAUUCUGGGGUGGCUAUCCGAGAGAACUUUGCACAGCUGAUGAUACUUGAUUCGGUACAUGACAUGAGUCUAGUCGACAUUGAACAACAUCCAUUCACUUGGAACUAUUUCAUCGGCACACCUGUUCUCACUCAGUUGGUCUUUCCUGAUGAUCUGGACACUACCUCUCUGGGAACCGUGAUAUUAGAUCGACCCCCUGCAGUUGCACACCAGGUAAUGGACAAAAUGCUGCAUUACCGAAACCGCGAUGGAAUUAUCCAGACCUAUUUUACCGACUUCAAAAACAGAGUAGACCCCGUAGUGUGUUGCAAUGUCCUCUCUCUGUUCUACAAGUACGGUCGUGGUGAGGAGCUCCCAGAGACAUUGAACUGGGUUUACCAGGUUUUGAAACGUCGAGCAUACAUCCAUGGCACCGCAUUCUACCCCAAUCCCGAAGCAUUUCUCUAUUUCUUCUAUCGAUUUUUGGAGCGGAUCUCCAACGAUCCACAGUUGAGUGCGAGGUUACGGGCGCUGCUGUAUGUGCGGCUCCAAGAACGUAUUGGAGUUCCAGUGGAUGUAGUCGGUCUAGCAAUGCGGCUGAUUGCCCUCAAUGGAGUUGGAAUUUCCGAUCCAAGAGGCCUCAAGGAACUGAUGAUGAAGCAAGAGGAAGAUGGAGGUUGGGAUAUGGGCACUUUGUAUCAGUAUGGGUCUAAGAAAUUGCCCAUUGGCAACCGAGGGACUGCCACUGCGUUGGCAAUAGAGGCAAUUAGAUGUUGCAAACACACGAUAAUGGAGGAUGAAGAUGAUUAA
Messenger RNA from Penicillium cataractarum, 1458 nucleotides. RefSeq lists its product as uncharacterized. The transcript is spliced from 4 exons. Lineage: Eukaryota; Fungi; Ascomycota; Eurotiomycetes; Eurotiales; Aspergillaceae. The record is from RefSeq and is a predicted model, not a curated record. The coding region runs from base 1 to 1458 and encodes 485 amino acids.